This is a messenger RNA of Hydatigera taeniaeformis, 333 nucleotides long. The record is from the annotation of a GenBank genome assembly. NCBI's taxonomy places the organism in Eukaryota, Metazoa, Platyhelminthes, Cestoda, Cyclophyllidea, Taeniidae.
AUGAGUAUUAGAAUCAAACAAGCCCUAAAGUUAUCUACAGGUGUGGAAGAAUGGGGACUAAUUGAACUUCAGGGCGAACUUAUUGAUAAAACCGGUGGUUGCCUCGAUGGUAAAGUUGUCGGUGACCUGCACUUCACACUUCAGAAUGAACCGGUUUUCAUUAUCGGUCAUCACGUUCUUCGUGGAGAGGUCGUUGAACUUGCUAAACCACUGGCGGUUCUCCAACGGAGACAGGAUAUCACCGAGGCAGAAGUUGUAAUCACUGCUGUAAUUAGAAAGAAGCUUCUCUUUCGAUCCCGGCCUGACCCUAUUAUUUGGAAUCGAAAAUCGUGA